Molecule: messenger RNA, 1626 nt
Organism: Eruca vesicaria subsp. sativa (arugula)
Lineage: Eukaryota; Viridiplantae; Streptophyta; Magnoliopsida; Brassicales; Brassicaceae
Source: the annotation of a GenBank genome assembly
AUGAUCCGUCGGAGAUCUUACAGCAGUUACUUGUUGGUUUUGGGGUUCUGGUUGUAUGUGUACAGUGGUAGUUUGGUAUCUGGUGGAGACAUAGUUCACCACGAUGACACGCUUCCUAAGAGACCUGGUUGCAACAACAAUUUCGUCUUGGUCAAAGUCCCAACUCGGGUCAACGGGAAAGAAAAAGAGGAGUACGUUGGUGUUGGUGCUAGGUUUGGUCCAACCUUGGAGUCAAAGGAGAAACAUGCUACCCUCAUUAAACUCGCCGUCGCUGACCCUCCUGACUGUUGCUCCACUCCCAAAUACAAGCUUACUGGAGAGGUCAUUCUUGUUCACCGUGGUAACUGCAGUUUUACCACCAAAACAAAGGUAGCUGAAGCAGCUGGUGCCUCUGCCAUCCUUAUCAUUAACAACAGCACAGAUCUUUUCAAGAUGGUAUGUGAGAAGGGUGAAGACGUUUUAGAUAUCAAUAUCCCUGUUGUUAUGCUCCCUCUUGAUGCUGGUUCAAGUCUCAGAAAAUUUGUUGACGCUAACGACACAGUUACUUUACAGCUCUACUCGCCGAAACGUCCAGCAGUUGAUGUGGCUGAGGUCUUUCUCUGGCUUAUGGCUGUUGGUACCAUUCUUUGUGCUUCUUAUUGGUCUGCCUGGACCGCCAGGGAAGAAGCCAUUGAGCAAGACAAGCUGCUAAAGGACGGAUCAGAUGAACAUUUGCAGGUAUCAACCACCAGCUCUAGAGGUGUUGUUGAGAUCACCGUUAUAUCAGCAAUUUUGUUUGUGCUGGUUGCCUCUUGUUUCCUCAUCAUGCUCUACAAGCUUAUGUCAUUCUGGUUUAUAGAAGUGUUGGUGGUACUCUUUUGCAUAGGUGGCGUUGAGGAUAAAAUGGGAACUGAAGUUGGAUUUAUAUGUAGUUUCAGAUGGUUCCGCAGCAUCGGAGAAUUUUAUGUCAAAGUUCCGUUCCUGGGUGCUGUCUCAUAUCUGACUCUGGCAAUUUGUCCCUUUUGCAUAGUAUCUGCUGUUAUAUGGGCAGUUUACCGCCAAUACUCAUUUGCUUGGAUAGGGCAAGAUAUCCUUGGGAUCUCGCUGAUAAUCACAGUUCUUCAAAUCGUCCGGGUACCAAAUCUUAAGGUUGGAGUUGUUCUUCUCAGCUGUGCCUUCAUGUAUGAUAUAUUCUGGGUUUUUGUUUCAAAAUGGUGGUUCCGUGAAAGCGUGAUGAUUGUGGUUGCCCGUGGAGACAAAAGUGGAGAGGACGGCAUCCCAAUGCUACUAAAGAUCCCACGUAUGUUUGAUCCUUGGGGUGGCUACAGUAUCAUCGGGUUUGGCGAUAUCAUCUUACCAGGACUGCUUGUAACUUUUGCACUGAGAUACGACUGGCUGGCAAACAAGAAGCUCAAGUCAGGAUACUUCCUUGGGGCAAUGUCUGCUUAUGGUCUAGGUCUUCUCAUAACAUACAUCGCCCUAAACUUGAUGGAUGGACACGGGCAACCAGCUUUGCUUUACAUCGUCCCAUUCAUACUUGGUACUUUGAUAGUGUUAGGUCACAAGAGAGGUGACCUGGAGACCCUAUGGACAACAGGGGAACCAGAGAGGCCAUGUCCUCACGUUCGCCUUCAACCUCAAUCUUAG